Chinchilla lanigera (long-tailed chinchilla) is the source of this 2287-nucleotide messenger RNA. It is a transcript of the gene Tgfb2, whose product is annotated as transforming growth factor, beta 2. Gene Ontology annotation, biological process: transforming growth factor beta receptor signaling pathway; SMAD protein signal transduction; regulation of cell population proliferation. Bases 181 to 1506 code for a protein of 441 amino acids. Gene Ontology annotation, cellular component: extracellular region. Gene Ontology annotation, molecular function: growth factor activity; cytokine activity; type III transforming growth factor beta receptor binding. The record is from RefSeq and is a predicted model, not a curated record. The transcript has 8 exons. Lineage: Eukaryota; Metazoa; Chordata; Mammalia; Rodentia; Chinchillidae.
AAGAUACUUUUUUCUAUUGAGCACUGACUUUCGACUGCUCGCAAAGUUUCCUAUUAAAAAAAAAAACAAAAAACCAACUUUACCUGAUCUGUACUUUUGAGAAUUACUGAUUUCUGUUUUUAUUUUUUCUCUUACUUUAAAAAAAAAAACAAACUUUCUUUUUCCACCUUUAAGAAAAAAAUGCACUCCCGCGUGCUGAGCGCGCUGCUGACCCUGCAUCUGGUGCCGGCGGCGCUCGCCUUGUCUACCUGCAGCUCGCUCGACAUGGACCAGUUCAUGCGCAAGAGGAUCGAGGCGAUCCGCGGGCAGAUCCUCAGCAAGCUGAAGCUCACCAGCCCCCCGGAAGACUUCCCCGAGCCCGAGGAGGUGCCCCCGGAGGUGAUCUCCAUCUACAACAGCACGCGGGACCUGCUGCAGGAGAAGGCGAGCCGCCGGGCCGCCGCCUGCGAGCGCGAGCGCAGCGACGAGGAGUACUACGCCAAGGAGGUCUACAAGAUCGACAUGAAGCCCUUCUUCUCCGAAACUGUCUGCCCAGUUGUUACAACACCCUCUGGCUCAGUGGGCAGCUUGUGCAUCAGACAGGCCCAGGUGCUCUGUGGGUACCUUGAUGCCAUCCCGCCCCCUUUCUACAGACCCUACUUCAGGAUCAUCCGCUUUGACGUUUCGGCGAUGGAGAAGAACGCUUCCAAUUUGGUGAAAGCAGAGUUCAGAGUCUUCCGUUUGCAGAACCCCAAGGCCAGGGUGCCCGAGCAGCGGAUCGAGCUGUACCAGAUCCUCAAAUCCAAAGAUUUAACAUCUCCAAACCAGCGCUACAUCGACAGCAAAGUUGUGAAAACAAGAGCAGAAGGCGAAUGGCUGUCCUUCGAUGUGACAGAUGCUGUCCACGAGUGGCUUCACCAUAAAGACAGGAAUCUUGGAUUUAAAAUAAGUUUACACUGUCCCUGCUGCACCUUUGUGCCAUCGAAUAAUUACAUCAUACCCAAUAAAAGUGAAGAGCUAGAAGCAAGAUUUGCAGGUAUUGAUGGCACCUCCACAUAUACCAGUGGUGAUCAGAAAACUGUAAAGUCCACUAGGAAAACAAACAGUGGGAAGACCCCACAUCUCCUGCUAAUGUUAUUGCCCUCCUACAGACUUGAGUCGGCACCUUCCAACCGGCGGAAGAAGCGCGCUUUGGACGCGGCCUAUUGCUUUAGAAAUGUGCAGGAUAAUUGCUGCCUGCGUCCACUUUACAUUGAUUUCAAGAGGGAUCUUGGGUGGAAAUGGAUUCAUGAACCUAAAGGGUACAAUGCCAACUUCUGUGCCGGGGCCUGCCCAUAUCUGUGGAGCUCAGACACUCAGCACAGCAGGGUCCUCAGCUUGUAUAAUACCAUAAACCCGGAGGCCUCUGCGUCCCCGUGCUGUGUGUCUCAGGACUUGGAGCCGCUCACCAUCCUCUACUACGUUGGAAAAACGCCCAAGAUUGAGCAGCUCUCUAACAUGAUUGUCAAGUCUUGCAAAUGCAGCUAAGGUUCUUGGAGCAGCGGCCAGGCGAGCAUCGCAAAAACGACUGCGAGGAUGCGCGUAACAAGAAAACAUAAGAGAGCCUUGGUUCAUCAGUGUUAACCUUUCUGAGAAAAGCGGUACUAGUUCAAACACUUGGGAAGUGUGUGUUCUGUGCGUUAGAAGUGGCAUCUGAAACAAAAAGAUAGAGAGUAGAAGGCCUUAGUCUACAUUUCCUGUCCUUUGUAAGUGAGAGAGACGAGAAGCAAAAUUUUUUUUUUUUUUUUUUGAAAAAGGAAAAAAAAAAACACUGGAAGAAUUUGUUAGUGUUAAUUAUGUGAAAGAAAAAAAUGAAAACCAGGAGAAUCCCGUGCCUCGGUGUUGCCGCGUCCCGCCGCUCCUGUGCCACGCUUGCUGUCUCGCUCUGCCCUAGGCACCCGGUCCACCCUCCUAGGUUUGCCGGCGAGUUAUUUAUUGUGUGUUAUUAUAUAAUGAACGUUUCAUUGCCCUUGGAAAAUAAAACAGGUGUAUAAAGUGGAGACCAAAUCCUUUGCCAGAAACUCAAGAAUGGCUUAAGGAAACUUGAACUCAAACGAGCCAGAGAAAAAGAGGUCAUUAAUGGGAUUAAAAAAAAAAAAAAUGAAAGAAAGAAAGAAGGAAAACAAAAAUGCAUGGGUUGUUAUACGACCGAGCAAGCCUGCCUUAAGAAAAAAACCUGAAAGCACAUGCCAUGUACGAUUGCCCGAGGAACGUGUGUGUAGGGUUCAAACACGAAAAAGCCUGUUAAUAAAAGAAUUUUCAGCCAGAA